AUGGGCAUGUGGUCGCGGAUCGACCGUCUGGCCAGCUGUCCCUCCACCGGAUUCAGCACGGUCCUCGACGACAUCAGGCUCUCGCGCGAGGCUCGCACGUCCGGCGGCGCACUGUUAUCGGAACUUUGGCGCCGCGCUCGAGGCAUCCGCGAGGAGAGUCUGUUCUAUGAAAACGCAGCAGAGUUCAUAGCGCUCGAGACGGAAAUCAAGCGGUUUGUACGCGCCAACCACACUCUCGGCAUGCACCCACCCCAUUACGGUGACGUCUUGAGCAGCGUUGCCGACAUUCUUGGCCUCAACCUCACGGCGGACCUCCUGCCUCCGCACGGCGACGGUCCACUGCCGAUCAUGGCGGACGGGCCGGGAAUGGAAAGCGUAGACCACGAAUGCGAGAGCGAUCCUAACUGCCUGCGACGUGGCGCCCUCAAUACGUACCGGAGGCAUGCAAAUCGCACACUUGAAGCGUCGCCGCACCUCAUCGUCAGUGAUGCCACGUUUGAGCAGGCGAUGGCGUACUACCAGAAGAACCUUGUCCCUUCCAUCGUUGUGCGGGCUUACGAUCUCAUGUCCGGCCCUUCGAACUCCUUCGAGCACGAUCUUGCUGGCUUUCUGCGCACCGUCCAGCAAAUGUGGGACGCCGCGACGCGUGAGGUAGAGCGGGAGGAGGAAGACGCAGCAGCUAAAGAUGAGACGGUGGCCUUGAGAGGCGCGAAUAUCACCGAUUCGAGCAAGGGUAGGAGUGCAUCGCCAUCGCUAUCGAAGCCAUUUCUGCCCUUUAUCAAGGUGACCGACUUCACAGGGCCGCCGAUGUUGAGCCGCGCCCACUCUCUCUUCCACGACCGCCCUGAGCCACCGUUGCGCGGCAGCGGCAGCACGCGCCAGCGACCCCUUCAUCGUGUGCUGCCCGCAGCCAUUGUGUACCACACCAGCCCCAGCUGCGCGAGUUGCGAGGUGUACGAUCGCGCCUUCGACCUGCUUCCCAGUCUUUUCAAGGGCCUGUGCAGUCGCCCACAUGUUAGCAUGGUCAGCUGCAGCCCGCUUACGCUCUUCCUGCGCACCACGCAAAUCAGCGCCUUCGAUCUGGUGCCCUCAAUGGACAUAUAUGCGCGGCUGGUGUACUCGCGAGAAGCGGUGCUGCGGACAGCCGACGCAAGCGGUUUUUUCUUCUCCGGCGGCAGCGCCGAUGCGGUCGACGAUGAUGAUGCGGCGGACGACGCGCGCUUCUACAGUCUCAAGUCCAAAUACGGGUCACAUCGGCACGGUAUCGAGCGCGAGGUGCUGCCGCGGGACCAGUUCACACCGAAUUAUGUUUCUCUCCGUCAAAUAUCCGACGGGACGAGCGUCGAGGAGGUGCUGACGAGCAUGUUCGCCGAACUGGUCGAGCACGGAGUUGUGCAGUUUGCAUUCAUUGGCAAGUCGCAGCUGAACCGCAUUUUGAAGAAAAACCAAGAGGUGCUGGAGAAACUGGAGCAGCGUCGGCGUGAGAAGGAAGGGAAUGCGAAAAACGGCACCGACGCAGGUGCCGCGUCAUCGCCGCCGACGCCAAACCCGGAGGUGGAUCCGGAGUACCAGAAGGUCGUCACGUUCCACGAUUUGGCCGCGGAGCUGGUGUCCUCCUACAUCAAGUCGCACUUCGGCGACGUGACCCCCUCCAUGACUAACCAGGUAUGGCCUCGCCCCAGUGCGUGGCCCACCGCCUCCUCCUGGUGGCUGCUGUCGUGGCUGAUCAACGCCGUUGCUGCGUUGUGGGAUGGCGUUUGGUUUGAGCUGGAGCGUCCCCUAGUCCCCAUACUUUUCAUGCUUGUGUUCACCGCUCAACUGUUGUGGAAUCGCGUCGAGCAGGUGACCUACUGGUGA
Molecule: messenger RNA, 1857 nt
Organism: Leishmania major strain Friedlin
Lineage: Eukaryota; Euglenozoa; Kinetoplastea; Trypanosomatida; Trypanosomatidae
Exons: 1
Coding region: 1-1857 (618 amino acids)
Source: RefSeq, a predicted model, not a curated record